Messenger RNA from Pteropus alecto (black flying fox), 411 nucleotides. RefSeq names its product cytokine like 1 (gene CYTL1). NCBI's taxonomy places the organism in Eukaryota, Metazoa, Chordata, Mammalia, Chiroptera, Pteropodidae. Bases 1 to 411 code for a protein of 136 amino acids. The record is from RefSeq and is a predicted model, not a curated record. Gene Ontology annotation, biological process: positive regulation of transcription by RNA polymerase II. The transcript has 4 exons.
AUGGCGCCCCGGCUGCUCCCCCUGCUGCUGCUGCUGCUCCUGGCCGGACCCCCCGCCGUGCAGCCUGCGCCCCCGACCUGCUACUCCAGGAUGCUGAGCCUCAGCCGGGAGAUCACCGGAGACUUCCAGAGCCUGCAGGCCACGGAGCCCUUGGAGCCGUGCGUGAGAUACCUGCCCAGGCUGUACCUGGACAUACACAAUUACUGCGUGCUGGCCAAGCUGCGGGACUUUGUGGCAUCGCCCCAGUGUUGGAGAGUGGCCCCGGUGGACACCUUGAGGGACAAAGUGCGGAAACUGUACACCAUCAUGAACUCUUUCUGCAGGAGGGACCUGGUGUUCCUGUCGGAUGACUGCAGUGCCCUGGAGUACCCAGUCCCCGCGAUCACGGUGCCGCCAGGUCGUCAAGGCUGA